Molecule: messenger RNA, 672 nt
Organism: Suillus plorans
Lineage: Eukaryota; Fungi; Basidiomycota; Agaricomycetes; Boletales; Suillaceae
Exons: 3
Coding region: 1-672 (223 amino acids)
Source: RefSeq, a predicted model, not a curated record
AUGGCCCUCGAGAAUCCACAUGAAGCUAUAAGGCCUGAUUUCAAUGCUAGAGAGCACCAACCAGCCUGCCAGCAGCUAAUAGCAGAUGGACUCAACGAAGACCAAGCCACUUGCACGCUCGAAUCCUUAUGGACUCUAAAAAACAACGCCGACAAGGCGCAUUGGAAUGAGAGACAAGAACGGAUACAAGAAACACGUCAGCGGGAAGAAGAGGAAGAACAGCAGCGCCUUCAAGUCCUUCGGGACGAAGAAGAGGCAGCUCGUCUAGAAGAGCGAAAGAAAAACAAGAAUAAAAAGAUUAAAGCAGGGGACUAUUGUGAAUUGCAUUACUUUACCAAUAAAGGCCUCGACGAUGCCAACAAGAGUGCCCAGAUCGCAGAACCAGAUGCGCUGGUCAUGCUACCCUCUGCGGAUGGCAUUCACUCAUGGGUCCCCACCAAUGCGGUGAAAGACCCCAAAGCAUCUCCAGUCACGAAGGACAAGAACCUUACCUGGGAAGAAUUAAACGAGGCAGUGGCACGCAUCAUCAACUAUAUGAAAACUCACGACUGGCCAGUCGAACGAGUCAACAUGCUCAUCCAGUUUUGGUCGGCUCUACAGCAGCAUCGUUGGCACCAUGCCUCUGACCCGCUAAAGCAGCGCGCACUGCUACUGGCUAACCUGGAGCCUUGA